This is a messenger RNA of Schistocerca gregaria, 1469 nucleotides long. RefSeq lists its product as uncharacterized. Gene Ontology annotation, molecular function: zinc ion binding; hydrolase activity. The transcript has 5 exons. Bases 390 to 1163 code for a protein of 257 amino acids. Lineage: Eukaryota; Metazoa; Arthropoda; Insecta; Orthoptera; Acrididae. The record is from RefSeq and is a predicted model, not a curated record.
CACGCCACCGCCGCUGCCGCUCUCGCGACCUCAGUACCUGGCAUCCCGGCCGUGGCAUUGUUCUCGCGGGGGACCCUGAGGAACGGAACCACAGAGGCGGCAUCCUCAGGGCGCGCUCUCAGCAGCCGCCAGCGACGUCGACUGAACAGACCCUAGUCAGCGGAUAAACUGCGCAGCUGGAUCACUUCCACUAAACAAACUCUGAGUGAGCAGUGACAGCAGCAAAGACGCUCAUCGCUUCGAGAUAUAGAUAAGUGCAUAAAUUUAUCGGCAUCGGACUGAUAGGAGAUAUUUGGAAUCUUCGCCGGUCUCCUGCCAGUAUAUAAGAGCGCAAGCGUCAUGCGACGCGGCCAGGUGAUUCGUUGCAGAGCCUGAGAGAGAGCAGCAGUAUGGUGUUGCGCAGGCAGCUGCAGCUGCGCGCGGUCCCCAUGGAGCUGCGGCAGUGGAUCCGCGGCGUGCUCGACGGCGCCAAGGACGGCCGGGCGGCCUGGGACGCCGUGUGGGCGGCCGUGCUGGACGGCGUGCUGUGCAGGCGCGAGCUGCCCGACGCCACCGCGUUCGACAUCCAGCGCGAACUGCACACCUUCCUCAAGGACAACAACACCGUAGAGGAGGGCCAGCAGGAGGCAGCCGGUGAUGCGUGGUGCACGAACCGCGGCGGGCCGGCGGAGGCGUGGAGCGAGCUGUGGGCGCGCCUGGCGGCGAGAGACGGAACCUCGGAGUGGCUGCACCUGUCCAGCCGCGGCUGCGGCCGGCACGCCGAGCUGCAGCUCGUGGACGCCGUCAACGCGAGGCCGCAGCUCAGGAGCGUGACGGUGCUGGCUAAUGUGUCGCCGUGCUGCGAGUGCUCGGCGGCGCUGCGGCAGCUGUGUGGCCGGGUGCGGCUGUCGCUGCGCUUCGCGGCGGUGUUCGCCCACCACGGAGACAACCACCGCGCCGGCCUGCAGCAGCUGGCGGCCGCCGGCGCAGAGCUCGCCGUCUUCGGGCCCCGCGACUGGGCCCUCGUCGUCCACCGCCAGGUAGCGGACAGAAGGCACCCUGAAGAUGAACUUGCGAAGGAGGCGCGAACGGAAGACGCCGCCUCUCGGAAGCGCGCUGCGUCUGAAGACGUCCAAAGCCAAGAGGCGGCGACGGCUCCCAGCGCGAAGAGGGCGCGCGUCUGAACAAACGGCCUGCCUGGCCCUGCAUUGCUGCUCCACCCAGAUGCUCUGCUGCCCAGGCCACCACCUACUGUUCACACCAUGGCUUUCCAGCCAUUUUUUUUAUGCAGAUAUCGGGUUGAUUGUUUGUUGACAAAGAAGUGUGGCAGAGAACUGUUACUGUAUUAAGUCUGUGAGGCUAAAAUUACUUUAUCAGAAAAUUUUCUCAGUAUAUUGUAUCCUCUGUUAAGAAACAGAGGUUCAUACAUUUCGAGUUGCAUCCCGAACCCAUUAUUCUAUUAACCAACAAUAAAUGCCAAUUUAAACGUU